AUGGCGGACUCCGUGCUAGAAGUUGUAGGGAAGCUGCAAUCGCGGCUCUCUCUCAAUGCAGAGCCCAAAAAGCUUCAUAAGACCCUGAAGAGACUUGCUGAACUGCCAAUUACUGUUGAUAUCUUGGUGGAGACCGGGGUUGGCAAGACAGUGAACGGUCUACGGAAGCACGAAAUAGUUGGGGAUUUUGCAAAGAACUUGGUUGCUCAGUGGAAGAAACUUGUCCCACAAGAUGCUCCAAGAGCGGCAGAACCUGAGGAACGAGAGUCCAGCAAAUGCAGUGCCAGGAAGCGACCAAGAUCUCCGUCUCCAUCUCCAAGAGAGGAUUAUGACGAAGAAGAAAUUGAAAAUGAAGAAGAACUUCAGUCAUAUCACCAAAGGGACGAAAGGCAUAGGACAAUGAGUGGUUCCCAUAGCAAUUUCAGGAAGGAAGAGGGUAGUUGUCAAAGGUAUUCUGAGCAGGAGGAAUCAGAUGAUGGGCAGAGCUACUCCCCAGAACCUUCACAUAGUCCUGUAAAUUUAUACAAAGAGAAAACACAUCACAAACCAGGAAAACAACAAAAAUCAUCACAUAGAGAUAAGCACCAACAAGAAGCCAAGAAUGUAGAACCAGAGAGGAAGAAAGAGAAAUCCUCUUCAAAGGAGGCACAUCGAGACCAUUCAUCCUUUGCAGGAAGCAGCAGAGAUAAAUUGACUCAUGAAAGUAGAGAGCAGUCUGGUAAGAAGGAGAAGAGUAAACAUAGUGGGUCCAGGAGUCAGGGUGAUGAUCAAAUGGAAGUUAAAAAGCAAAAACACCUAGACAAAUCAAAAUCUGAGAAACCAAAGUUGUCUGUGGAUAUACAACCUGUAGAAAAAUCUAAGAAAUUAAUGGAAAGAGAUGAAGAUUAUUCAGGCAGAGAGAAGAUAGAUAAGAACAAGGUCAAAUCUAAAACUGUUGAGCAGGUACCGCAGGAAAAGAAAUCCAUAAAAAUCUCUCUGCCAAGCACAGAUCAAGACUUGGAAGAUGAAUUCGAAAAGCCACAAAUGUCUUUUGAAUCAUAUUUGAGUUAUGACCAACCUCAGAAAAAGAAGAAGAAACCAGUAGUGAAGCCCUCAGCCACCACACCAAACAAAAACAGCAAGAAGCCAAGUGAGAGCCGAGCAGAGAGCACGAGCAAGGGCGUCUCAAAACCUAAAUCCGAGCCAGCUGUAGCCAAGAAGGACAAGACCUCUCAAAAGCCAGUCACAAGCAACAAGAUUGACCAAGUUCCUGUAUUACCUGAUAUAGCAUUGCCUCUCAUACAGCCAAAUUAUCGUCCUCUUCCUUCUAUUGAACCUGUAGUAUAUGCACCCACUAAGCGGAAAGCGAUUUCUGUCCUGGAUGAUGAUGAGUCCUCUGGAUUCACUGGGAAGAGAUUAAACUCCAAAAUGCAAGUGUACUCUGGAUCGAAAACUGCCUACCUGCCUAAAAUGAUGUCACUCUACCAGCAGUGCAUCCGUGUCCUAGCCAACAAUAUAGACUCUAUAUAUGAAGUUGGGGGUGUCCCUUAUUCAGUGCUGGAGCCAGUCCUAGAGAAAUGCACCCCAGAACAGCUGUAUCGUAUUGAAGAGCAUAAUCAUGUGCUGACUGAAGAUACGGAUCGCCUCUGGAUGAAUCACUGUCAGAGAGACUUCAAGAAAGAUAAUCCAGAGGAGUUUGAGUCUUGGAGAGAGUUGUAUCUUCGUCUUCAUGAAGCUCGGGAGGAACGGUUGCGAUUGUUGACCCAGAACAUCCGUUCUGCUCAUGCCAAUAAGCCUAGAGGUCGACAAGCUAAAAUGGCAUUUGUGGAUUCAGCUGUAAAACCACCACGAGACGUACGCCGAAGGCAGGAAAAAUUUGGGACAGGAGCUGCUGCUGUGCCAGAGAAGAUGAGGUUUAAGCCUUUCACACCCGUCACUAGUAGCAGCAGUGGAGGGAACAGCAGUAGUAGCAAUCAGGUAUCUGCAGAGGAUUCUCGAUCAUUUGAAGGACCAAGCACCAGUAGCACAUCAUCAACGCCUAGCAGUGUUCAGCAUGGACACAACCCUCGGAAACCACAAGUCAAGAAAGUUGCUCCGAUGAUGGCCAAGACUAUACAAGCUUUCAAGAACAGGUUUUCUAGAAGAUAAAGCAAAAAGAAACCAACAACAAAAAAAAGAACUGUGUUGCUUUUGUGAAUUUAAGUGGGGAGCAAGAAAAUACCCUCUAUGAAUUUGCAUCAGAGGUUCUACCAGCUCCAAACAGACCCAUCUUCCUCUGGACCCAAACUCUCAUUUGAUGCCAUUUGCAAAACAUGCAACGUCUUGUUUAUUUAAACGGUUUUAAUAUAUUCUCCUCCUCCUAUUUAUGGUCCCGCUGGAUUCUAUUUUAUUUCUUUGACCUGAUGUUGGUAGACUUGUACUUACUACUUCCUCUUACUGUGAUAUUUUAACUGUACCCAGUUCUGGUCCAGUUCUGGCAACAUUGGACCAGGUCUUUACUGUAGACUAAAAUUAUGUAACUAAAACACAGUAUUUGUGAGCCACCUGCCUACAAGGUGGAAUGUUAUACUUUAAACUAGUCAUAUGAAUGUCCAUUGGAAUUAGUUAAUAUUCUAGAAAAAACAAUGGGAUUAUUUGUAAAACAUUAGAUGUCUAAACCACUUCUUAAUUUUAUUUUACAGCAUUGGGUGCAGUAUACCUCCAUUUUUCCCGGAAAUUACUCUCCCAUUUUAGGACAAACCUAGUGUUACACGCAGUUCCUGUAUUUUUUAUCUUUUUUUUUAUGCUUUGUUUUUUGUUUUGUUUUGUUUCUAACAAGGUCUGGUGUUUUUGUAGCAGUCUGUCAUUGAUCUGAUAUUUUGGUGUUGCAGUGUCAUGUAAUGUUGAUUGUGGCAUUUUAAUUUUGCGCAGAUGUACUUUGGUCUUUUACCAACAAUCAAUAUGUGUUUACACACACCCUGCGAAAUGUUGGAUCAAGUAGGAUGGAAGAUAAAUUCUACAUCUAAAAGUAUCAGUUUUAGGUACUCUUGGAAUCCUCUAAACUAGUAUUGCCAUAUUUAUUUAUUUUCAUUUUCUUUCUUAUUGAAAAUGAAUGAGAAGUAUUGCACCAGUUGCCUAGAGGUGAAGUACAUGCUGACCCUGCUUGCAAUACCUCUACAUUCGUUUUUAAGAAUGUUUUAUGAGGCAGUAUAAACUAUUAUUACACUCACUAAAACCCAUUGUGAUAAUGGUGGCCGGCAUUUGUUCCACUCUUGCAAAGAUAUGUCCUGAUUUUAAUUCUGUACACUGGCCAAGCACUACUGCCUGACGUCCUAUCACAUCCCAACACAGUGGUUCUUAACCUUUUUGGUAUAUAAAUUGUAUUGGCCUAGAAACCCCUUCUUUGUUUUUAAUAAAAUAGAUACUGAAAUAAAUUCUAAAAAAAAACGUAUUCGACCUUUUCUAGUUUUAAAUGGUUUAAAAUGGUCGCCCAUUUUCUAGGGAUGGCCAUGCUGCUAUUGUAAACAGUUUAUGGUCUAACAUAUAUAUGAUCAUGUUUUAAAUAAAAUGGGGCCUAUGAAUUAUUGCAUAGAACUCUUAUUAGGGUUGCUGCAUUGCUAUAUUUACAUAGGAUGCUUAUCAGUACUGCAGACUGUAGGCAGGGUUUAAAGUAUUUCCAACAAUGGGAGUUAUAGGGGAACCUGUCAAAAAGGGUAUCUUUAAGUGCAGAGCAUACAUGUCAUGCUGGCCUUCCCUCUCAGGUUUGCCCAUGCGCAUCACACUGGUGAAACACUCUGUAUAGAAAACAAACUGAGGACAGGGCAGGAGCCAAAAAGGGACGGUCUCAUUGAAUCUAAGGCUCUUAGGGGGAUAAAUUCAUAUAUGCCUAGUGUGAUGUUAGUAAUUACUGCUAUCCUGUCCCAAACACAACUGGAUUAACAAUAUCUCACAAUCUACCAGCGUCCUUAAAGAAACACUGGCAGGAUCCAUUCUUUUUCCACCUGCUUACUGCUAUUUAAGGAACAUGUGUUUCAGAACCCGCACUUGCUGGCCGAAAUUAAUGCUACUUUGCCCUAUUGGUCAUUCAUUGUGACAUGGCUUUGGUUGGGUAAGUGCCUAUGCCUGACCAAUGGUUACCUAAAUGACAGCAUUCAGGUGACAAAAGAACCUGACAAGUGUUUCUAUAAACAAGGAUUAAGAACCACUGAUGUGACAUGACCUGAGCCAUGCCUGGGAAUUUUCCUUCUGGAAACCUAGCCUGUCAAUGCAGUUGUAAGCCUAAAAUCAGCAGCAGGUCCCUGGGUUUCAUGCGGAAUUAUUUUACUUUUUUUUUUGUAAAUAAUAUUUUUGUGGUUUCAAGGAGAUUGAAUAUUUUAAUUAGACUGAUAUAUGCAAAUUGAUUUAUUUGGAUCU
Pelobates fuscus (common spadefoot toad) is the source of this 4371-nucleotide messenger RNA. RefSeq names its product elongin A (gene ELOA). The transcript is spliced from 11 exons. The record is from RefSeq and is a predicted model, not a curated record. The coding region runs from base 1 to 2127 and encodes 708 amino acids. Lineage: Eukaryota; Metazoa; Chordata; Amphibia; Anura; Pelobatidae. Gene Ontology annotation, biological process: transcription elongation by RNA polymerase II. Gene Ontology annotation, cellular component: elongin complex; nucleus.